Molecule: messenger RNA, 1296 nt
Organism: Dama dama (fallow deer)
Lineage: Eukaryota; Metazoa; Chordata; Mammalia; Artiodactyla; Cervidae
Gene: BECN2
Product: beclin 2
Exons: 1
Coding region: 1-1296 (431 amino acids)
Biological process (GO): cellular response to nitrogen starvation; late endosome to vacuole transport; autophagy
Cellular component (GO): phosphatidylinositol 3-kinase complex, class III, type I; phosphatidylinositol 3-kinase complex, class III, type II; phagophore assembly site
Source: RefSeq, a predicted model, not a curated record
AUGUCCCACCUUUGCUUUCUUUGCCAGCGCUGCAGCCAGCCCCUGAAACUGAAUCACACCAUGGAGGCCUCCCAGGAACCUAAAGCUUUGAUGUUCAUCUCAGCUCAGGGAGACACAAGAGAAACACAGGAGGGAGGUCCUCCCUCCAAGGAGGAGGCAAACUUUGAAAAUCUACAGGAUGGUGCCUUUUGCAGGACUCCUCACCCACCCAGUAGUGGGACAUCCUGGGACUAUUCCAACUUCACCCUGCUUGGGAGGUUGGAGCCCCGGAGGAGUCUCGACAGCAUCCAGAAGACUAUUAGGGACAGUUUUGACAUACUCUCUGGUGAAACAGAGGUGGACCACCCAUUGUGUAUGGACUGUACUGACUAUCUUUUAGGGGCACUGGACAUUGAACUCGCCAUCACAGAAUCUGACGUUCAGAACUACAAAUGCUGUUUGGAGACCAGGGAGUGGAUGAGUGAGGAUGAGAGGGAGUUGCUGCAGAGGAAGCUGAAGGGCCUGGAGCUGGAGGAAGCAAAGCUACACCAAGAAGUGGCAGAGGUGGAGAAGAACCAAGAAAGUGUAGCAGCUGAUCUCGAGGCAGCCCAGGCAGAGACUAAGAUGCUGGAGCAGCAGGAAAAGCAGUACUGGAAGGACUACAGUAAGCUGAAAUGGCAACAAUUAGAACUAAGUGAGGAGCUGAGCAGUGUGGAGAUGCGACUACGGUAUGCCCAGAUCCAGUGGAACAAGUUGGAGAAAACCGACGUCUUUAAUGCCACCUUUGAGAUCUGGCAUGACGGCCCCUUAACCAUCAUCAAUAACUUCAGAUUGGGCCGCAUCCCCACUGUCCCUGUGUGCUGGAGUGAGAUCAGUGCGGCCUGGGGACAGACAGCCUUGCUGCUUCUUGCCCUGGCCAAUACCAUUGGACUGGAGUUUCAGAGGUACCGACUCAUCCCCUGCGGAAACCAUUCCUAUCUGAGAUCUUUAACAGAUGACUGUGCCGAGUUGCCGUUGUACUCUAGUGGGAAGCAGAAUGUUUUCUUACACAACAAAUUUGAUCAGGCUAUGAUGGCUUUCCUGGACUGCAUGCAGCAGUUCAAGGAAGCAGCUGAGAAGGAUGAGUCGGGUCUCUGUUUGCCCUACAAGAUUCAUGUGAAGAAAGGCCUGAUGGAAGACCCUGGAAGCAGCAGUGGAUUCUAUCCCAUCAGAACCCACUUGAACACGGAGGAGGACUGGACAAAGGCACUCAAGCUCAUGCUUAUAAAUUUUAAGUGUAGUCUCACUUGGGUUUCCUUAAGGUAUGGUCGAAAAUAA